AUGAUCCUGAUAAACCAACAAAUUGACGGAUUCAGUAUCUCGGCGGAGGUUUAUGUGCUCCCUGCAUCUCGUGUCAGUUACGCCGCUGGUGUAAAGAUCAAAGGGUACAUCGAUGCGACCAAAAGUCCCACCGCUACUAUCGUGUUCCAAGGAACCGUGUUUGGAAACCCAACCGCUCCAGCUGUUGCCUCUUUCUCUUUGAGAGGCCCGAGCUUGGCUAGCCUAGGAAUCCUAAAGACGGACAUCAUCGGUCCCGGCGUGGACGUGUUGGCAGCAUGGCCAUUUCCCAUCAGAAAUGGCACCAAAAUGAAGAAUUACUUCAAAGUCCUUUCCGGAACUUCCAUGUCCUGCCCUCACCUCAGCGGCAUCGUGGCUUUAAUAAAGGGCGCUCAUCCGGACUGGUCUCCAGCAGCGAUCAAAUCCGCUAUCAUGACUUCGGCUAAGCAGCUGAACAUCAACCGAGAACUGAUCCUGGACGAGAGGCUUCAACCUACGGAUGUCUUUGCCAUCGGAGCAGGCCAUGUUGACCCUGCGAAGGCCAUUGACCCUGGAUUCGUAUACGACAUUCAGCCCGACGAUUACAUUCCUUAUCUCUGUGGUCUGGGGUACACCGACGAGCAGGUGUCGAGAAUUGCUCACAAACCAGUCAAAUGCUCGGGAGAAUCUAGCAUUCCCGAGGGAGAGCUGAACUACCCCUCAUUUUCGGUCAUCCUCGAACCUCCACAGACAUUCACCAGGACCGUGACCCAUGUUGGCACUGACUAUUUGCCUUACAUCGUCACGGUUGUCCCGCACAGGGCGUGUAUGUCAAUGUGA
This is a messenger RNA of Syzygium oleosum, 816 nucleotides long. Its product is annotated as subtilisin-like protease 4. Lineage: Eukaryota; Viridiplantae; Streptophyta; Magnoliopsida; Myrtales; Myrtaceae. The record is from RefSeq and is a predicted model, not a curated record. The coding region runs from base 1 to 816 and encodes 271 amino acids. The transcript has a single exon. Gene Ontology annotation, biological process: proteolysis. Gene Ontology annotation, molecular function: serine-type endopeptidase activity.